AUGCCGCGACCCUCGCGUGAAUCGUACGGCGACCAGAAGCCCCCGUACUCGUACAUCUCCCUGACGGCGAUGGCGAUCUGGAGCUCCCCGGAGCGCAUGCUGCCGCUAUCGGAGAUCUACCGGUUCAUCACGGACCGCUUCCCGUACUACCGGCGCAACACGCAGCGCUGGCAGAACUCGCUGCGGCACAACCUCUCCUUCAACGACUGCUUCGUGAAGGUGCCGCGCCGCCCGGACCGGCCCGGCAAGGGCGCCUACUGGACGCUGCACCCGCAGGCCUUCGACAUGUUCGAGAACGGCUCGCUGCUUAGGAGGCGCAAGAGGUUCAAGCUGCACACUGAGCAGAAGGAUGGCUUCAAGUCGGAACUGACUGCGUUGGCGAACUUUAAUCGACGUUUUCUAGCUGAUCAGUUGAACAUGCGGGCUCUACCAGUGAAAGCGUGCGAAGUACCAGUGGCUGCUACUCCUUGCAAGGUGACUGAAUCAAAGGACAGUUGGAGGAAGUCGUUCUCUAUAGACAGUUUGUUAAGUAGUGCAGUGGAUAAGUCGAGUGUGGAGGACAGUAGGAGCGCGGCAUGUGCGCCGGAGUGGUACCGGCCGGAGCUGGCGGCGCUGAGUGCGGCCAUGUGGCCCUCCAUGUACCCUGCCUCGCCACUGGAACACCUCCAGCUAACAGUGAACUUUCAGAAUAUUAUCGAUAGUCUGCACUAUUACUUCCAGAGACCGCUGAAUUCUGUGUAACUGUUUAUGUGACGUUAGAUUGCAAUUAAGUAGAUAGUUAGUUUAAGCAGUAGGCUUACGAACUCGUUAAUUUCAAAAUACAUACCUACAUCUAUUACAACUUACUUAGAAACACAAGACUCGUAAGAAAAUGUGUAAAAUAAAAAUAAUGAAACGUUAUUACCAGGUGUACAGAAUGGACUCAAGGUGUUCCUCAGGGCUCAAAGUAAACCAACUGGAAUAAUGAUUUAUUUAUAGGUACUAUGUUAAAAAUAUAUGUAGAUAUUUAAGUGCUAACUUGUAUAUAAAAUAUACCUACCUUUAGAUGUUGCAUAUUUAUUUAUAUUCUAUAGUAGUUUAGUUAAAUAAUUGUAGAAUAUUGAAUAGAUAAGGUAAAUGUAGAUGACUACCUUCAUGUGAAAUACUUAGGUACUUAACUUUAAAGAUAUUGAAGAAAGCAAUGUAAAUAAAGUAGAUGACGAUUUUUAUUAGGUAUUUAAAAUGAA
Messenger RNA from Spodoptera litura, 1226 nucleotides. RefSeq names its product fork head domain-containing protein FD4-like. NCBI's taxonomy places the organism in Eukaryota, Metazoa, Arthropoda, Insecta, Lepidoptera, Noctuidae. The record is from RefSeq and is a predicted model, not a curated record. Gene Ontology annotation, biological process: cell differentiation; regulation of transcription by RNA polymerase II; anatomical structure morphogenesis. Gene Ontology annotation, molecular function: DNA-binding transcription factor activity, RNA polymerase II-specific; RNA polymerase II cis-regulatory region sequence-specific DNA binding.